Molecule: messenger RNA, 2370 nt
Organism: Anopheles cruzii
Lineage: Eukaryota; Metazoa; Arthropoda; Insecta; Diptera; Culicidae
Gene: crp
Exons: 5
Coding region: 1-2370 (789 amino acids)
Biological process (GO): regulation of transcription by RNA polymerase II
Cellular component (GO): nucleus
Molecular function (GO): RNA polymerase II cis-regulatory region sequence-specific DNA binding; protein dimerization activity; DNA-binding transcription factor activity, RNA polymerase II-specific
Source: RefSeq, a predicted model, not a curated record
AUGUCGCCGGUGGAAGUGUGGAGCAAUAGUGAAGACGAAUCUCCCGAGCACGACAGCGGUAGCAACGAGCACCAGCACCAGCUAGGGCUACAGGAGCAGCAGCAGUUUCGCCAAUCGCGGCGUCUGCAGAUGGACACGAUGCAGGACAUCAUCUGCGACGACACGGAUAGGGUGCGAUAUGUGUGUGUGAAAAGUGAUGAAAAUAACGGUGGCGGAAACCACAACAACAACAACAACAACGGCAGUCACAUCAGCAACAACAACGGCGGUGGCUUAACGUCUUCGUCGUCUGGUUGCAGCAGCAACGGCAACGGCGGUAGCAACAACGGUGGCCUACCGAUGGAUAAGGACGAGAAGCGGAUGCGUCGCGAGAUCGCGAACAGUAAUGAGCGGCGCCGCAUGCAGAGCAUCAAUGCCGGCUUCCAGAGCCUCCGGCAGAUGCUGCCGCACCAUGAGGGCGAAAAGCUGAGCAAGGCCGCCAUCCUGCAGCAGACGGCCGAGUACAUUUACUCACUGGAACAGGAGAAGACCCGGCUGCUGUCGCAAAACUGUCAACUGAAGCGGUUGCUCGACCAGCAAGAUCACAACGGUGCUGGUGCCGGACCGGACGCCGGAACGCCUCCGGUCUCGCAGACGCAGACCCAGAUCGCCGCUGGUGUCGGUGGUACGACGACGACACAAAUUCCAGUGGGAGGUGGCGUCGGGGCCCCGACCGGUGGUGUGGUCACCGGUGGAACCACCAACCUGGUAGCGACGACGGUGGCGAAGAAGCGGAAAAUUGACAGCGUGCCGGUGUCGGACUCGUCGGACGAAGGGCUGGGCUCGAUGUCUCCGGAACCGGUGACGCUGCGCACGAACGGUGGCUUCACCCCCAUACCCACUCCGACCACGACGAUCACGGCCACCAAUAACCCGCCGGCCACCGGCACCACCACCACCAGCAAUGGCCGCCAGUGCACGACGGUCAACUUCUCCGUGAAGGACUUCCUGGAGCUGAAGCACCAGCUGGACGUCGAGCGGCGGCAAAGAUCGAGCGUGGAGGACAAGCUGAAAUCGCUGGAGCGUCAACUCGCCUACCCGGUGGUGUCGGCCACCCGACUCCACCAGUUCCACCCGGACGGCCCGGAGUUGGUGGUGUCAGCGUCGGACUGCCUCAUCGAACAGCAGCCAGCCCCGCCGCCGCCGGCGGAAGAGGUGGCCGUUUCGAUCAUCCACAAGUCCACGAUCGCCCCGGCCGGUGGCAAAGUAGCUCGAGUCGGUCCGGCAGUGGCGGAACUGGUGGACGGCGGCAGUGCGGUCCAGGUGAUUGCGCUCGAGUCGAGUGGAGGUAUGCUGGGCGCGAAGAAACACCAGCUGCUGGUGGCCACGGCCGCGGACGUUCGACUGGAGGAAGCACUCGCCGUUCCGCAACAGCAGCAGCAGCAAGUGUACAUCAAGCGGGCCCGGUCGCGGUCACCGGCGGGUGAAACGACGACGACAACGACGACGACGGUGGUCACGUUGCCACCGAAGAAGCACCGCUACCCGUCGAUCCUGGAGGCGGCGAUCAAGGCCGAACCGAAGGUGGAGGUUGAACGCAUCAGCUCCCCAUCGUCGAUCGUGGUCAACGAGGAGCACAUGAUGGUGACGACCACCGGCGCCCAUCUGGUCGGGGCCGGCCCGAAGCUGACGGCGACCGUGCAGCAGCAGCAGCAGCCACCGCGGCUCAACACCUGUCGCCACAAUCUCGAAACGAUCGUCGAAGCGAUCCGCCAUCUCGAGGGCGACGCCUUCGAUGCCGUCGUCCCGACGCAGCAGCAACAGCAACAGCACCAACAUCCACCGGCGUUGCAACCCCUACAACCGCCCCAACCUCACUCGACGUCAUCGACCCCAGCAGCAGCGCAACAGGCGCAGGCGAUAGGAGGCGGCGGCGGGCAUCGACCCAUGCAGGAAGUUCCGCUGGCACUAACCACGAGCAGCAAACAGCAGCAGCAGCAAGCAAUACAGUCAAAACACGAUCGUGAUCACCGCCAGAGUCAGCUAGAACCGUACCUGAAGUUCCGAACGGGGGCUGGUGGUGUGUUGCCCACCGUCUCCACCGUCGUCGCCACCGCCACCAACAACCUCCUCCCGAUCGCCGGAAGUGGCAGCGGCGUCGUGACGGUAGCACCACCGGCUGCCGCCGCCAGUUCGAUCAUUUCCGUAUCGCUCGCAUCGGCGGCGACGACGAUCGUUGCGAACGGCACGGCGGCCAGCCCUGCUACCACCGUACCGCUACCUGCCGCCACGCUCCACCAUCCACACCUAACGCCAGCGACGGCGGCGCAAAUCCUCCAGCAGCAGCAACAGUGUCGACCGGGCGUGAUCGUCGUGAAGCAAAACACAUGA